AUGGCUUCGCUCCUCCUGUUGGCUAGGCUUUCGGCUCUUAUUGUUGCUGGUCUUGUCCUCAUCCGGGCUCUUGCCUUUAAGACGAGCUUCCUCCCUCACUCUUCCUCCCAAGACUACCUAAUCUCUGCUGUAGCUCUCUCUACCCUGAAAAUAAUGUCUAUCCGCGCACAAAUGCAUGCUUCAUCCCUUGUGAUUGGGUUCAUUCUCGUCGGUGGAGAAUGUCCUGAGAGAACCCGGAAUUUAGAAAACAACAAGAAAGGCAAUUUUGGUGCACAAGUGGUUGCCGAGUUCAAGGAAUAUGCAGAAAUCGGUGCAUUUAUUCAUGCGAGCGGUGGCUCUGGCACCUGGGUUUUUUGGGAUUUGGACAAAGUUUCAUGGCAAAAAUGGGAUCAUUGCUAA
Messenger RNA from Thlaspi arvense, 399 nucleotides. Lineage: Eukaryota; Viridiplantae; Streptophyta; Magnoliopsida; Brassicales; Brassicaceae. The record is from the annotation of a GenBank genome assembly.